Molecule: messenger RNA, 3702 nt
Organism: Didymosphaeria variabile
Lineage: Eukaryota; Fungi; Ascomycota; Dothideomycetes; Pleosporales; Didymosphaeriaceae
Exons: 1
Coding region: 1-3702 (1233 amino acids)
Source: RefSeq, a predicted model, not a curated record
AUGGCGAAGAAGAAGGGCAAGAAGGCUCAGGCACAGAAGCAGACUGUGGAGGCUUCUCCACCUCCGAGCCCCAAAGCUGUACCAGAAGAGCCUGUCCUUGCCGUGCCUGCGUCAUUACCACUGUCGCCAGAGACCGCGCCCACUGAUUCGAUACCAGACGACAGCGCACCCUCGUUAGACUCACCAAUUGACGCUAACGAGGCAAACGACGCGCCUGCAGACGCUCCCUUGGAAGAAUCAGCCAGUCAGGAGCCUGCGGUCGAGAGCGCGCCGGUUGCUGAACAGGAAGAAGAGUCGAGCGCAUCGAAAGAGGACAAGCCCGCAGAAGAUCCUGAGUUUGAUGUGAGCGCAUGGGACGAACCAGCACCUGAAGCCCAAGAAGAAGUCGUGAGCGAUCCCAAGCCAGAAGAGACAGUCGAAGAGCCAGCUCCAGAAGUCACCGCUGAGCAAUCAUCCGAUAAAACGGUUGAAGAUCCCCCACCGCCAACAGACGAAGACGACUGGGGCUCUUUUGCUCCCACCACCAGCAAGAAGAAGAAGAAAGGGAAGAAGGGCAAGAAAGAACCAGAAGCUGUGCCGCCAAAGCCCGCAGAGCCUGAACCGAUUGUCGAAGCGCCAGAAGCCCCCAGUAUAGAAACACCAGAAGCACCGGUCGAAGAUACCUUGGAAGAGCCCAUUGUCGAAGCACCGGAAGCCCCGAUCGUCGAAGAGUCAGACGCUCCUGUCGUUGAAACACCAGUCGAAGCGGCUGAUUCACCGAUUGUUGAAGCCCCCGAACCUCCUGUCGCUGAAGCUCCUGAAGCUCCUGUCAUUGAAGCUCCGGAGCCACCCCCAGUUGAAGCACCUGAAGCACCGCCCAGUGUUGAAGCUCCUGAACCACCAAUUGUCGAAGCACCUGAGCCACCUACUGUCGAAGCACCUGAGCCACCAACUGUCGAAGCACCUGAGCCACCAAUCGUCGAGGCCCCAGAACCACCAGUUGUUGAAGCACCACAACCGAAAAAGAAAGGCAAGAAGAACAAAAAGGUCAAGGUCAACGAGACGCCUGUGGUCAUCGAAGCCCCAGAACCACCGGCUCCCGAGACUCCGGAAGAACCACCAGUUGUCGAAGCUCCAGAACCACCAAUUGUUGAAGCACCGGAAGCUCCCCAGCCACCAGUGAUCGAGGCGCCAGAGCCUCCAGUGUCAGAAGCAAACGAAACGAACCACGAGGAACCCCUGUCGGAAUCUACUGAAGCUCAGCCUGAUCCCUCAGCGGAGACACAGUCGGUAGAACAACCCGCAGAAGCAGAGAACCCCGAAGAAUCAGUUCCAGAACCUCCGCAAAUCGACGAGGUACCUCCUGAAUCGAUAAAAGCCGAGGAGACACCGCCUGAGCCUCCUAAGACCGAAGAGCCCGCUGUUGACGACUGGACGCCACCAGUAAAAUCUUCCAAGAAGAAAGGCAAGAAGGGGAAGAAGGCCAAGGUCGAAGAGCCAGUUGCUCCUAAACCCGAAGCGACCGCUGUAGAAGAGCCCGAACCUAUGGUUGAAGUGCAGCCGGAAGUACCAACAGAGCCUGAACCCGCGAUAGAGACACUUCCAGAACCUGAGCUGGAAUCACAAGAAGUCCCUGCAUCAGAUCCAGUACCGGACCCGCAACCGGAAGCAAGCGAAGCACCGAGAGCUCCAAGUCCACUACCUGCACCAGAAACUCCUGUACCCGUGGAAGCUCGAAGCACGACGCCUCCCUCUCCCAUACCAGCGCCUGUGGAAGCGGAGGCUCCGCCCAUUUCGCAACCUCGAUCACCAAGCCCCCCAGCAACUGCAGCAAAGGUCUCUCAGCAUAGACCUAUAUCACCCGUUCCCGCCCCAAUCAAGGCAAAGAGCCCUUCAUUACCCAAGCCCGCAUCGCCCGUCCCUGCCCCGGUCAAAUCAAGAACUCCUACCAUCCCUGAUCCUGCUCCCCUCUCUCCAGUAUCUACAGCCACCGAGCGUCCAGCCGCGCCCUCCGCUCCACCCAGACCAGCGGCAGUAAAUCAAGUAAUCGAAGAGGACAGACCGCCAGCUCCCUCACCGCCUCCAACCAGAGCUCGACCUCGACGUGCGCCUGUGUAUGAUGAUGAUUAUGACGAUGACGACGACGAGUCAGCUUUGAUACAACCCAGAUUGAGGCACCGUGAGGCCGACCAGCUAUCCCGCGAUUCCUCUCGUGGAUCUUACCUUCCAGCUCACACUCGGCCGCUGUUCGCAUCUCGCGUACCACAGCCUGAGCAUUACUCAAACCCUCCACCGCAGCCAGCUCCCCCUCAGUAUCACCAUCCCAGGGACCACUAUCCUCCAUCUGCCCCACCUUACUAUCACCCCUCUAGUCACGCUCCUAGCCACGCGCCUACCCACAGCAUGAGUCAGGCUAGUGCAUACCCCGACUAUCCCCCUUAUGGGCCCCCUUCGCAUGGUUCAUCACCGCACGGCUAUCAAGAAAGCUGGAGCCACGUCCCACCCAAUUAUGGAUACAACGGCCAUAGCCCACCGCAACGUCAUGAUCCUCUGCGCCCUAGAGGUUAUCCCAAUGGCUAUCCCGCAAUCGAAAAUGGCCCUGCAGUCGAUGAAGGCCCGGUUGAUGCAUUUUCCAGAAUAGCUCAUGCUAUCCAUGACCUGCCUUCCCUUUUGGCUAGCUACAAGGAAACACAAGGUCAGCUAGCCGUCAGAGAAGAAUUACUUCGCCGAACCGGUUCUGAACACCAGGAAAAGCUACGCGCCAAAGACGACGAGAUCCAAGCCCUAAGGGACAGGGUUGCGAGCAUGGAGCGCAAGCACUCUGGUGAAGCAAGCAGAUUGCGUUUCGAGGUUGGCAACAUGGAGGAGCAGGUGAAGGACCUCAAGGAGCGACUCGCCGAAACCGAGAAAUUCAGAAUAGAGGCAAGUCAGCUCAAGGUUGCCCUCGAUGCUACGAUGAAGUCGUGGGAGGGUAAGUACAAAGAUCUCGAAGAAGCGCACUCAACUCUCGAGAAGACGUCUUCCGAGGAGAUCGCGAAGACCCGUGUCGAAUUUGAAGAGUGGAAGACCACUACUACUACCAAAUACGAAGCCGAGACGAUUGCUCUGGCCAUCCAAUUCGACAAGAAGCUCAAGGAGGCCGAUGAUAAGGCUGAGAGUGAGCGACAAGCUGCAUUGGCUACACAUCUCAAAGAGAAAGACGACCUCAGAUCUGAACACGAGCGACAGCAGCGUGAAAGAGAAGAGAGCUUCGAUCGAUACCGCAAUGAGCUCGAGCAUAAGCUAAGUGCAUCCCAGCUCGACUGCGAGCAGGCACUGAAGCGUGAGCGUGAGACGAUGGAGGUAUGGGCGAAGGAGAGGAGCACUCUCGUUCAAGCUCAUCGGGAAGAUGUCGAGAGCCUGCGCAAGAGCUGGGAAGAGCAACGUUCUCUGCUGGAAGGUCAGCAUAAGAAGAUCAAGGACGAGUCUGACAAGGCGUGGAUCGAGCUGCACGCAGAGGCAAAUCGCAAGGCGGACGAAAACAAGGCGCUUGCGGACCAGCUGAGCAAGGACAAGGAUGAGUUGCUCAAACAGUAUAAUGACCUCAAUUCGCAGCAUGAGAAGGAGAAAGAGAUCAUUAAAAGCGUUGCAACCAACAUGGAGAGUGAGAAGGCGAGACUGGAGAAGCUUAUGGAGUCGUACGGUGACAUUGCUGAGAUCAAGAGCAAGGGUGAUACUUAUUAG